This is a messenger RNA of Amborella trichopoda, 1134 nucleotides long. The record is from RefSeq and is a predicted model, not a curated record. NCBI's taxonomy places the organism in Eukaryota, Viridiplantae, Streptophyta, Magnoliopsida, Amborellales, Amborellaceae.
CCAAUCAGGUUUGGGUCCAAAACCUAGACCUGAAAACUAUUCGGAUCUAGGUGUAGGUCCAACCGGACCCGUUGCCCGCGCAAGUCGCCCAGCAGAGCAACCGUUUCACUCUCUUCCCUGCAAAACACUCCCCCCUCGGUCUCACUAGUCUAAAGCCCUCUCUCUCUUCUUGAGCCCCAACCAGGCCUGACUGAGAGAAGAAACAAAUAUUUCCUCCAUCGAAGCAGAGGGGGACAUUCUCUUCGAUCUUUGCAUACGGUGCCAGCUCUGGUUUAUUCAUUGAGUCAUCUUUGUAGGAUCCGUGGAAAUCCUAGAAGAUUGCUUCUCCAUUACAUUCAUCAAUAUUUGUGAAAGAGUUUUGCCAAAAACUUGGUCAUGUUAGGGUUUUGUGAAAAACAUUGUCUAUAUUUCUUAUCUGUGGGCGUGGAAUUGAUUGGUUUGCCAAAAGCUUGAUUAUGGCAAGUGCUGUUGAUGCUGUUGGAGAGCCCAUUCCAACUUCAGCUGUUCUAAUGGCUGCUUCGAAGCACAUUGCUAGGAAAUGCAGGGCGGAAAACAGGGAUUUUCUAAAUUGUAAAAGAAAAGAUCCUAACCCGGAGAAAUGCCUGGACAAGGGGCAGGAGGUUACACGCUGUGUUUUGAGCUUGCUGAAAGGACUUCAUCGGACGUGUGGGAAAGAGAUGGAUGCUUAUGUAGGCUGCAUGUACUACCACACCAAUGAGUUUGAACUUUGUCGCAAGGAGCAAGAGCUAUUUGAAAAAGCCUGCCCAUUGUCUGAGUAAGUGACUGAGAGCUCUAGUUUGAGUUCGAAUAAUGUUGCUAUUUGUUGAUUGAGACGACUUUACUUUCAAACAUGCAUAGUUCUGAUCUUGCAACUUGACCACAUUUCACAGCGGUUGUGAUUUGCGUGAGCAUCUGUUUAAGUCAUUGCCUGUAAAUCUCUUACUAGCAUUUUUAACUUUUUGUAAUGGCAGAAAUUUUUCUUGGAGUACAUUGUACUAGCCGUCAUAAAAUCGGCAAAAUAUUUGAUUAUAAACCUCUGAUAACAGUCUCCAGAUCUUCAGCCAAGAGGCUCCUGGGACACUUCAAAAAAUUGAAGUGAUUGUUUGUCAGUUUCUUAAUAAAGCUGAGAUUUGA